UAUGGCAAUUUCAAUGUGCAAUUCCGAUUAUGGAUGGAAAUCGAAUGGACUAUUGAAUCAAUUUUCGUUAUAUGGCCGAUUAAAUGCAUCUUUUUAUGCAAUCAAGAAUCAUUCUUCAAUCGGCUACUUCAAUCGUUCUUGACAAUGGCAGAAAGAAAGAUCACUUUCAUUAGAGACUUGGACAAUAUGAAGGAUGAUUACACACUAAAAGUGUCUAUCAUCCGGCUGUGGAGAUCGCUUUCAGAUGGCAACCCCACUAUUGUCAGAUCAAUUGAGAUGAUACUCAUGGAUGAAAUGUGUACAAAAAUCCGAGCAAGUGUGUAUCCAAGAGAUUUUCAAAGGUUUGAGUCCAAACUGAAAGAAGAUCAAGCUGUUUACAUCCGGUCCCCCACUAUCACUCCUAACAAAUACACUUUUAAAAUAAGUGAUGUAACCUCCAAGUUAAAUUUGAAUGGAAGAACAAUUGUUAACGGGUGUCUACACUUUCAAUCCAAAACAACAUAUGGAUUUUCUUUUGUUUCUUUUGAAACAAUUAUCUCUGCAACAGCUACAUCUAAUGAAUCAAUUGAUAUUAUUGGUGAAGUUGUUUCAUUAGGAAAGCUUGAUUCCCGUGAUAUCAGCAAAUCUCUACAUAGGCUGCCUUUACAAAUAAGAAACUUAGAAGGUUUGCAGGUUAACGUUACGUUGUUUGGAGAUAUUGCAUACCAGUUAAUUUCUUAUCUUGAAGCUCAUAAACAAGUUGGUCGUGUGAUUGUCCUUUUGCAAUUUGCAAGAAUUAAUGUCUAUAACGCAACACCUUCUGUUAACAGUUAUUAUGAACAAACACGGAUGUUCAUAAAUGCUAAUCUUCCCGAAAUUGUUAUAUUCACAGAUAAGUAACAAAACAUUUUAAUAAUUCAUCGUUUUUUUGUUUCUGUUUAAUAAUUUUAUAAUUUUAUUUUCAAACUCCUAAAUUAAAAACAGCUUGGUUGGAUUACAAGGACUUCAAAACCCUUCUGCUUCUUUGACUUUUGAAAGCUCUAAAUCAUAUUCGGAAUCUGAUGACUUUUUGAAUAAUUACAAAGUUAAAAAUGUUGUCGAUUUGAUAGAACCACAAGAGGUCGGCCAAUAUAUCAUUGUCGGGACCAUUUAUGGUAUUCGCCAAGAUAUUGAUUGGUAUUAUGAUGCGUGUACAAACUGUGGAAAGAAAGUUGAAACAGAAGAUGUGUUCAGCGGUCCAGAUAGUGGUGAUGCAAGUGUCGUUUUAAAAUGCAAUGGUGAUAAUUGUAAAAAUAAGAAGAUCUCUUCUGUUCCAAGGUAUAAAAUACCUAUUCGUGUGCAAGAUGAUUCUGGAACAAUCACUCUAACUCUUUUCGAUAGAGAUGCUUAUAGACUCGUCAAAAAAUGCGCACGUGAUCUUAUAGAUAAAAUCAAACAGGAUGGGAUAAUCCAAGAUUAUAUCCUUAUGACCUCAAAUGUCUAGAGCAUAAAAAGAUGGCUUUUAAGAUAGAUGUUAAUAGUUUUAAUGUAUCCAAUAACUACAAUCGGUUUGGGAUACUUGGCUAUACGGUUGAUAGUAACGUUAUCGAUGCUUUGGAAAAAAAGUUAGCUGUCGAGGCAGGUAGUCCUGCAAAUGCUGAUGAUAUAGAAAUCGCAUCUCAUGAAGUAUCUCAAGAAACAAAGUCCUUAAAGGAUGCGAUAUCGCAAACAGGUGAUAAUUUGACCCCAACAUUGCCUGACAAAUUUGAAGCUACAAGUCCGUUCAAGUAUAAUUCCCCAACAAUAGUAAAAAACGAAAUGUUGGAGAUACCAUUGAUGUUGAUGAUUAUGAUAAUGUGAAUUCGUCCACCAAGGUCCCUCGAUUGAAUUCCAAAGUUGAUGGCAACACAAGUCUAUUAAUACCAAAGCUUGAAAAGUAAUUUCAGAUUGUCCUUUUUUAAUCAACAAUGUUCUUGAAUUUGGAUUCUUUUUGGAUUCUCUUUCACAGUAUUGCUCUUUGUGGUGUAUACUGUUCAAACAUUGAUACUUCUUGCUUUAUUUUUGCUGGUAUUCUAUAUUUUAAUACGAUUAUGAUUUUAGGGUU
This is a messenger RNA of Lactuca sativa (garden lettuce), 2062 nucleotides long. Lineage: Eukaryota; Viridiplantae; Streptophyta; Magnoliopsida; Asterales; Asteraceae. The record is from RefSeq and is a predicted model, not a curated record.